Molecule: messenger RNA, 2702 nt
Organism: Nothobranchius furzeri (turquoise killifish)
Lineage: Eukaryota; Metazoa; Chordata; Actinopteri; Cyprinodontiformes; Nothobranchiidae
Product: class E basic helix-loop-helix protein 40
Biological process (GO): anterior/posterior pattern specification; regulation of neurogenesis; circadian regulation of gene expression
Cellular component (GO): nucleus
Molecular function (GO): RNA polymerase II cis-regulatory region sequence-specific DNA binding; protein dimerization activity; DNA-binding transcription factor activity, RNA polymerase II-specific
Source: RefSeq, a predicted model, not a curated record
GCUCAUGUGACAGAGGCAGGUCAGGCAGCGAGGAGAGUCAGAGGGUUUAUUUAACUCGUCGCUCCGAACUCCCCCACUUUCCCCAAAACGCGCCUGUGGGACGUUUGGCUUCUGUGUAGCGGGACCACAGCGUGGGAAUCUCAUGGCAUGAUUCAGAAAACGCAUUCUUUAGAGGAAUACUGCUAACGAUGACGCGUUUGUAAAAGAAAACGAAAUUAUCCUGAAGCCUAUUUUCACAAACCGUUUUUGCUGCGCUUGAAUAAAUGCGGGAUUUUUGUGAGUGAACUGGUGAAGUUUUUGCGAUUUUUGUGUUUACAUUUUUUUUAUUUUGAGGAUAAAUAAUGGAGCGAAUCCCAAGCGCGCAGCCGCCUCCUCUAUCCAAACACCAGGCUGAUCUGUCCGACGUGCAGGGGAUGGAUUUCCAGAUGUAUGUGUAUAAACCCAGGCGGGGAAUGAAGAGAGGAGAAGAGAGCAAAGACACCUACAAGCUGCCGCACAGACUUAUCGAGAAGAAGAGACGCGAUCGGAUAAACGAGUGCAUCGCACAGCUGAAAGAUUUAUUACCCGAACACCUGAAACUCACCACUCUGGGCCAUCUGGAGAAGGCUGUGGUUUUGGAGCUCACGCUCAAACACGUGAGGGCCCUCACCUCUCUCCUGGAGCAGCAGCAGCAGAAGAUCCUGGCUCUGCAGAGCGGCAUGCAAAUCGAGCAGCCACCCAUUAGCCAGGAGAAGUCAGAAGAGAUAUUCUGCUCUGGCUUUCACAUGUGUGCCAAGGAGGUUCUUCAGUACCUCGCCAAUCACGGGUCCAAUGAAGACUUCGCCCCAUCUCAUUUGAUCAGCCACCUUCACAAAUUGGCUGCAAAUGUGCUGCAGAGCCCAGCCCGACCCCGCACCCCGCUCAGCCCUCAACCCGAGGAGGUCCCGGCCUACCAACAGCACCAGCCCCGCAAAGAGGUGUCCACCAGCUUGACCCCUAAACCCAUAGAAGGCUAUGGGAGGAACUGUGUUCCGGUCAUCCAGCGGGCGUACGCCCCACCUAGUGGCGAGCAGAGUGGCAGCGACACAGACACAGACAGUGGCUAUGGGGGGGAGCUGGAGAAAACUGAAGCAGGGGUGCUGCAGGGGCGUCCAGAUUAUUACGGUCAGGAGAGCCAGCAGAAACGACCGCAGAGCUCCGACAUCAAGCAGGAGGACGAGGAACCGCGCCACAAACGGCCUCGCAUGGAGUCGUCUGAGGAUGAGCUGCUGUCAGGAGGAGAGUCAUCCAUUUCCUCGUCCUCCAGCGGUUACGGUAGCUACAUGAGCGUUUCCCCCAACCACCCACCUCCUCCUCCUCCACACCCACUCUGCAUGCCGUUCUACCUCAUUCCACCGUCUGCUGCAGCUUACCUGCCCAUGCUGGAGAAAUGCUGGUAUCCUGGAGCCGUGCCUAUGCUCUACCCCGGCAUGGGAGGCUCCUCACCCACCAUGUCCAGCGAGAGACCACCCCCACCUCAGCUGGUCCUCUCUCCCAGGGGAGGCUCACCUACCCCGGCCACAUCUCAGACCCCCAUGGACUCCCCUGCGCUCCUCCAGGCACUUAAGCAGGUACCACCUCUCAACCUGGAAACCAAAGAACAAUGAAGGAGCAUUUGAAGGGACGCUUUUGCUAGCCGCCGGAGACAAGGCCAGCCGCGAGAUGGAGAACAUAGCCGAGCUGUUCAUAAUCCAUUAUCAUUCACCUCCUCUUUUCCUCAUGAGCACACUGGAGGACUUGUAGAAAUGUUCGGAGCAGCAUCCAUCCACCUGGGUGUGGAACGUGACGCUCUGGUUCAAUGUUCAACGCUCAGUGGUUUUCUCCUGCACCCGUGUGUCAUAAAACGAAACUGCCCUGCACAACACACACGCGGGUUGAAUGUAAAGACAGAAAUGUUUUUGACGCUGCUGUGGAAUUGUAAACGCAGAUGACGAUGAUGUUGCAUCUCACCUGUAGCUGUCGUGAUAAUGUUGUACUCUCGAAGAACCUUUGCACCAAAUGAGUCGUAACAAGUUGCCCAAAAUCUGUUGGCUAUGUCCUUCGCUCACCAUUCUGAUAACUAGAACAACGCCCUUUCGAGCAGACCUCACGAUGACUGGCACCGGAAAAGUCCAGGAUGUUAUCAGAGUGUGUACAGACGGGUGUGGGGGUGCAGCAUCGGUGGAUGAAGGGAUAGGCCACCACAUGGCCAAAGCGAGUGACAUGUCUUGUAUUCUUUGUUGACAAACAGCCAGUUGAGAUGGAUCCGUAUAAUUAUUGUCCAUAGACUUCUUGUACAUUUCUAUUUUUGAUACCUGUUCAUGCACUCUGUCCACACGGGCAGCGAGAGAGGGAGCUCAGAGUGUGGACGAUGUGAUGUACUCAGAAACCGUACAUUCUGUAGCACUGUGUUGGACCUACUCGACGUGUUUCUGCUCAAGUCAAACCCGGUGUUUGUUCUUGCUGUUGCCUUCUACUUGUGAAAAGCUGAUAAACUGCAGAUGUUUUCUUCUAUAAUGUAUGACAACUGGAGUCAAAGAGGUGAAGAGGGGAGACAUGAAUGUAAGUUUUACCAGAAAACUAGUUUUCAAUAGAGAGAGGUACUUAAGGUUUUAUAUUUUGGGACCUAAGGAGAGAUGUCUGGUGUACAUAUUUUGUCUAUAAAUGUUGAUUUAUCAUAAGUGUAAUAAAGUAUUUUUCCCAUG